GUUCUGCGUGCCAAGCACAGAUAUAGGAGAGGUGAAGGAGGUGGAAUUGGGGAAGCUUUAAUAAAGUCAUUAAAACAUAGCUAGCUAAGUCGUAACCUCUCGCUUUAGCCGAUGGCUGCUUUACUUAGAUUGUGAAACAGCACGUUUUAUUUUUUUUCAAAGUCACGGACAUGGUUGAGAUGAUAGCUCGUAGUUAACUUGUUACCCCGGGAGCGCUCUCGAAAUAGUCCCUGAAGUGUUUACGGUGGCUACUACCCCGGUGUAGUCGUUACCUCUCCAGCCCCUACCCUGGGCCCUCUCUCUUCCUCUCAGCAAAACUCGAUCUGGAAAGAUGGUGUCGUGGAUGAUCUCCAGAACCGUUGUGCUCGUCUUCGGGACUCUGUAUCCUGCAUACUAUUCCUACAAAGCAGUGAAAACCAAAAACGUCAAGGAAUAUGUCCGCUGGAUGAUGUACUGGAUUGUGUUUGCUCUCUACACUGUCGUGGAGACCAUCACAGACCUCACUGUAGCCUGGUUCCCCCUGUACUAUGAGAUUAAGAUAGCGUUUGUUAUCUGGCUGCUGUCUCCCUACACCAGAGGAGCUGGUCUCAUCUACAGGAAAUGUCUUCAUCCUCUGCUGUCCUCCAGAGAGAGGGAGAUAGAUGAGUACAUUGUCCAGGCCAAGGAGCGCAGCUACGAGACCAUGGUGAACUUCGGAAGGCAGGGCCUGACUAUCGCUGCUACUGCAGCGGUCUCCGCAGCUGUCAAGGGCCAGGGGGCCAUCACAGAGAAGCUGAGGAGCUUCAGUAUGCAUGACCUGACACAGAUACCCCUCGACGACGCAGCAGCCAAUCAGAUCUAUACAGCCCAUGCCGGCAACCCUGCCGUGAGCAGGAGGGCUCUCACCGCAGACGCUACCGACAGAACAGAGUACUAUGCCUACGAGCAGGAGGACAGGACAGAUGAGGAGGGGGAACAACUUUUCUCAGAGGACGAGGCCGUCACCCAGAGAGGUCUGAGGAGGUCCCAGAGUGUCAAGAUCAUGCGCUCUAAAGCCCGUAAAGAUGCCCGUUAUGGAUCUCUGAAGAUCAAAGGGAAACGAAGGCAGGGUCUGAGUGCUGCGACCUACACUGCAAUGUAAUGAACACUCCAGGAGAAGCAUGGAUGUGGCCCAAACACCACCCUUUUCCUUAUAUAGUGCACUAGUGUUGACCAGAGCACUCUGGGCCCUGGCCCAAAGGUAGUGUCUUCUAAAGGGAAUAGAUCACAAAAUCAGUCAACACUUCAGGAAGAUCUAUUGACAACUCCAACAUCCAUCAGUGACUAGCUGCUGACAGUACGCAGUCAUUCUCUGGAGAACGGUGCUGAGGAACUGUUCUCCGUCAUUCUCUGGAGAACGGUGCUGAGGAACUGUUCUCCGUCAUUCUCUGGAGAACGGUGCUGAGGAACUGUUCUCCGUCAUUCUCUGGAGAACGGUGCUGAGGAACUGUUCUCCGUCAUUCUCUGGAGAACGGUGCUGAGGAACUGUUCUCCGUCAUUCUCUGGAGAACGGUGCUGAGGAACUGUUCUCCGUCAUUCUCUGGAGAACGGUGCUGAGGAACUGUUCUCCGUCAUUCUCUGGAGAACGGUGCUGAGGAACUGUUCUCCAGAUGUUUUUAAACUGUCCUGGGUCUAUUCUUCUCUUCCUGAUGGGAGCAUCCGUCUUUUUAAUGAACCAUAUAUCAACUCAUAUUUAUUUCAUUAUUCUUACUGUGUGUAUUUAAAGUGUCAUACAGCGCCAGCUGUAUAUAAAUAAUCUUAAGGUUUUCUCUGUCUUUAGUUAGAAGUGUUUUUGUUGCAUGGGUCUUAGUUUCUGGAUUAAAAUAGUUGUUUUUAGGCGCUGAUGUGGACUUUUAGUAUUUCUACUGUUGCAAUUCUUAAUUUUUUUGGGGCGGGUUAUAUAUUUAAUUGAGCUUUAUUUUGUCAUAUGCUGCCUUGCAGACGUUGUAUUUUGAGUUUAGAAAAUUUAAAUAGUAGAAUACAUUAUAAUUAUAAUAGUGAUAAUUCUGGCACACUUGAAAAGAUUGUUACAAAAUAACAGCCGACCAAAAGUGUCCCUUAUUCCUCCAGGAGGAACAAACCAAUAAGGAGAGAGAACGGGAACGGAGGAUCGUGUCUUAUAGGCUGUCCCAAAUGGCUCCCUAUGGGCUCUGGUCUAAAGUAGUGCACUAUAUAGGGAAUAGGGUGCCAUUUGGGAUGCACACAAUGUUGAGGUAUGUUUGUUUGUGUUGACCGUAACUUGCCUGUCCAGUUUGAAUGACUGCAUUUCCUGUUAGCUUUGGAACAAAGUUUUUUUUAUAACCAACCUUUUGCACAUUCUUCCAAACCUAUGACCUUUUGUAAUGCUUUGAUGUCAUCUCAGUUUUAGAAUGUUCCCUGCUGCGCUCUGGGAAGCUUUAACCACAUGAUGAAACCUAUUAAUACCAAAGCUUUAUUUACUAAACCAGUGAUGUGGGUCUGGUUCGUGUGGGAGUGUAUGAAAGGGGUGCUGUAAAUAAAUUAUGCAAAAAUGUCUGAAUAAAGUUUGCAGAGUAAUUAAACUUU
This is a messenger RNA of Coregonus clupeaformis (lake whitefish), 2562 nucleotides long. RefSeq names its product receptor accessory protein 3b (gene reep3b). The transcript has 8 exons. Gene Ontology annotation, biological process: endoplasmic reticulum tubular network organization. Gene Ontology annotation, cellular component: endoplasmic reticulum tubular network; endoplasmic reticulum membrane; cytoplasmic microtubule. Gene Ontology annotation, molecular function: microtubule binding. Lineage: Eukaryota; Metazoa; Chordata; Actinopteri; Salmoniformes; Salmonidae. The record is from RefSeq and is a predicted model, not a curated record. The coding region runs from base 332 to 1120 and encodes 262 amino acids.